This is a messenger RNA of Strongylus vulgaris, 1173 nucleotides long. NCBI's taxonomy places the organism in Eukaryota, Metazoa, Nematoda, Chromadorea, Rhabditida, Strongylidae. The record is from the annotation of a GenBank genome assembly.
AUGACGAAGAAUUCUUCUUGGCGAAUGCAAAGAGUGCAAAUUAAGUUCAUAUUAAUAGCCUUUGAAGAGUUGGAGAUAAGUCAAGUCUGGGAAAAUGUUAUAUGGACUCCAGGACACACGCCAGACAGUCUUGUGUUGUGGUACGGAAGCGAUAAAAGACUAUUCAUUGGGGACUUGUUUUACCGAUACGGUGAUAUAAUGUUGACAUAUGAGUACACGAACAUAAAAAACUACGAGGCAUCCUUGAGAAAGGUGAUCGAUUUUGUUAUGAAACAACCGGAACCAAAAAAGGUAACGUACUUUCCUGCUGAAAUAAUUAGGAAAUUAGAAGCAGGCAAUGUCGAAAUAAUGAAGAAAAGGAAGCUGUUUUGCUGUCGCGUUACUUUACGUUACUCAGCAGCCAAAAACGAUGCCGACAAUGAGUGUUUGCCCACCUUCAAACAUUUCCAUCACUUUAUAUUGACGGUGUUUGCAGGAACCCAUAUUGGCUACCCACUUAGGAUUGACGAAGCCGAAGGCUGGCGCUUCGAGACAAGAGACAAAGCAAUGAAAAUCAUUCUUGGCAGAGACAUUUUCAUACUAAUAGCCUUUGAAGAGUUGGAGAUAAGUCAAGUCUGGGAAAAUGUUAUAUGGACUCCAGGACACACGCCAGACAGUCUUGUGUUGUGGUACGGGAGCGAUAAAAGGCUAUUUAUUGGGAACUUGUUUUACCGAUACGGUGAUAUAAUGUUAACAUAUGAGUACACGAACAUAAAAAACUACGAGGCAUCCUUGAGAAAAGUUAUAUGGACUCCAGGACACACGCCAGACAGUCUUGUGUUGUGGUACGAGAGCGAUAAAAGACUAUUCAUUGGGGACUUGUUCUACCGAUACGGUGAUAUAAUGCUAACAUAUGAAUACACGAACAUAAAAAACUACGAGGCAUCCUUGAGAAAAUUGCGUUACUCAGCAGCCAAAAACGAUGCCGACAAUGAGUGUUUGCCCACCUUCAAACAUUUCCAUCACUUUAUAUUGACGGUGUUUGCAGGAACCCAUAUUGGCUACCCACUUAGAAUUGACGAAGCCGAAGGCUGGCGCUUCGAGACAAGGGACAAAGCAAUGAAAAUCAUUCUUGGCAGAGAUAUUGUGACACGAUUAAAUCAAGCUCGGGAGAAAGCUCAACACUACAGAUAA